Messenger RNA from Cynoglossus semilaevis (tongue sole), 2048 nucleotides. It is a transcript of the gene glula, whose product is annotated as glutamate-ammonia ligase (glutamine synthase) a. Gene Ontology annotation, molecular function: glutamine synthetase activity. Lineage: Eukaryota; Metazoa; Chordata; Actinopteri; Pleuronectiformes; Cynoglossidae. The coding region runs from base 180 to 1295 and encodes 371 amino acids. Gene Ontology annotation, cellular component: cytoplasm. The record is from RefSeq and is a predicted model, not a curated record. The transcript is spliced from 7 exons.
GACCAAUCACAGGCGCUGUUCCAGUUCCUAUAAGAAUGGCAGCUAGAGUGGGGUAGUUGGUACCGGAGAAUGAGAAAGAAACUAGCACCAAACCUUACAAUAUCACACUGGACCUGUCAGUCCUUUAGUUGUUAUUUGAAUUUCCUCGUUCAUCCAGGUGUGUUAUAGUAGGAAAUAAAAUGGCCACAUCAGCCAGCGCCUCCCUCAGCAAAGCUGUCAAGCAGCAGUACAUGCAGCUCCCUCAGGGGGACAAAGUCCAGGCCAUGUAUAUUUGGGUGGAUGGCACCGGAGAGGGUCUCAGAUGCAAAACAAGGACACUGGAUUCUGAACCCAAAAGCAUUGAAGAUCUCCCCGAGUGGAACUUCGAUGGCUCCAGCACCUACCAGGCUGAGGGAUCCAACAGUGACAUGUAUCUAAUUCCUUCUGCCAUGUUCCGUGAUCCAUUCCGCAAAGACCCUAACAAGCUUGUACUGUGUGAAGUACUGAAGUACAAUCGUAAACCAACAGAAACCAACCUCAGAGUCACAUGUAAUAAGGUGAUGGAAAUGGUGAAGGACCAGCAUCCUUGGUUUGGCAUGGAGCAGGAGUACACUAUUUUGGGCACAGAUGGACACCCAUUUGGAUGGCCAUCAAAUGGUUUCCCUGGACCCCAAGGUCCAUACUACUGUGGUGUGGGAGCUGAUAAAGCCUAUGGCAGAGACAUCGUGGAGGCCCAUUACAAAGCCUGCUUGUACGCUGGAGUUAAGAUUUGUGGCACAAAUGCAGAAGUGAUGCCUGCUCAGUGGGAGUUUCAAGUUGGCCCAUGUGAAGGAAUCGAAAUGGGCGAUCACCUGUGGGCGUCACGUUUCAUUCUCCACCGUGUAUGUGAAGACUUUGGUGUUAUUGCCUCAUUCGACCCUAAGCCAAUCCCUGGUAACUGGAAUGGGGCAGGUUGCCAUACAAACUUCAGCACUAAAGAAAUGAGGGAAGAUGGUGGAUUGAAAGCUAUUGAAGAGUCCAUUGAGAAGCUUGGCAAAAGGCACCGCUAUCACAUCCGUGCCUAUGACCCCAAAGGGGGGCUUGACAAUGCCCGCCGUCUUACUGGCCACCACGAAACCUCAAACAUCGACGAAUUCUCUGCAGGUGUGGCCAACCGUGGUGCCAGCAUCCGCAUUCCCCGCAGUGUGGGUCAGGACAAGAAGGGCUACUUCGAGGACCGCCGCCCAUCGGCCAACUGCGACCCGUAUGGUGUAACUGAAGCCCUCAUCCGUACCUGUUUGCUGAACGAAGAAGGAGAUGAGCCUGCGGAUUACUAGAUUCUCUACUUCUGGGUUGACUCUCACUGCCCCCUUGACUUUAUCUUUACUUUUAAACUAGUACUGUAUUUUUUUUUUAAAUCCCCUCUUCUACUUGAGAGUUUUUAACCUGCAUUUUAAUGGCUUAAAGUUGGCUGGUCAACUUAAUAUAAGGCACGGCAAUUGUGAUCCUUGGUAGUGAUAAGCUGGUUAAUAGCAGGGUACGUCUUUCCCCUCCAUUCUGAAGGGAUUGGCUUUUGUAACACUGUUUUGUAACCCAUGUCAGCUUUCCCUUUGUCUGUUAAAAACUAAGGCACAUGGACACUGAGGAGUAAAGCUGCAGAGAGGGCAGCUGGUCGAACCUGAUAGAUCUCACUAGUUCAUGUACUGGUAAUAUGUUGACUUGCCUUUCAACUUUUCAGUCUUCGGUGUUACUAAUUCAUUUGAUAUCUACAAAGUGUCUAUUUUUAAAUGGCAGUGCUCCAUGUCAUCCAGUUAAUUUCGAGACUGUAGGUACACACCUGUGUCGACGUUUCUACCCAGACAUAUGUUGUUAAAAUGUGGUGGAUUUGUCCAUAAUGCCAUUUGUAGAUUUCCUCAAGGAGUUUUAUCCUUUGUUAACUGCAAUAUUGUAAUACACCUGAUUUGGUUGAAAAUAACAAGUUUACUGAACCGGGUGUUUUUUAUUGAUGCAUUUAAAACAUAUUUUUAUCACAACAUGGCUGUAUGACUCAUGACUUAAAAGCAAAAGAUUAAAACAAUAGGUCAACAUUU